Sphaeramia orbicularis (orbiculate cardinalfish) is the source of this 3691-nucleotide messenger RNA. RefSeq names its product nucleolar protein 8 (gene nol8). The coding region runs from base 320 to 3298 and encodes 992 amino acids. Gene Ontology annotation, cellular component: nucleolus. Gene Ontology annotation, molecular function: RNA binding. NCBI's taxonomy places the organism in Eukaryota, Metazoa, Chordata, Actinopteri, Kurtiformes, Apogonidae. Gene Ontology annotation, biological process: protein localization to nucleolus. The record is from RefSeq and is a predicted model, not a curated record. The transcript has 19 exons.
GUAGGAGUACAAGCCCGGACGGAGUUAAAGGUAACACAGGAUGGAACACGUGAGACCAAGACAUGAGUGUCUGUGAUGAAAACUCAUAGCAGGUCUUCGACAAAUACACACAACACAAACAUAGAACAUUCAGUUUGAAACCCAACAAACCAAGGCUGUGUCUAGAGGUCCACUCAAAGUCCCACUGAUCUACGUUAAAAGCAGUUCUUAAUGCAGCACCAUGAAAGGCCAGGAUUGUUCAAGAGAUUCACGGUGGAGGAGGAGUCAGUAGUGAGGUGGAAGAGGAGUUGGUGGCUGUGUCGUUACAGGAAAGAUAGCGAUGAAACGGCUUUAUGUUGGUGGGUUGAGUCACUCCAUCACCCAGAAAGACCUGAUGGAUCGAUUUGGAAAGUUUGGAGAGGUGGAGGAUGUAGAGCUACGAACCAAAACAGACGAGGAGGGACUUCCAUACAAAACCUUUGGCUACGUUAACAUCAACAUUUCAGAUACUAAUCUGAAGAAAUGUUUGACCACACUGAACAAAUCCAAAUGGAAAGGAGGAAUUCUGAAGAUAGAGCCUGCCAAGGAGAGUUUCUUACACAGAUUAACGGUGGAGCGACAGGUGGAGGCCGAGCGGCAGCUUCAUCCUCCAUCUGUGGAUGACACCAACAACCACCUGGUAGAGUCACUGAGCUCAGUCGGAGUCCAGAACUUCACCAUGAAGGCAGCAGUUCCUGGAACACCGGUACCAGGACACGCAGAUUGGGUUGUGAGUAAAUUUGGACGAGUUCUUCCAGUUCUGCAGCUCGGGGUUCGCAGAGGAAACCGAGCCCAAGUGGUUAAGUACGACCCGUCCAAAUACUGCCACAACAUCCGCAGUCUGGCCACGCCCACAGACACGCCCACUCCUGUGACCCAGCUCACCUGGGAUGUCCAUGGAGGGGAUAAUGACAUCAGCAAGAAGAGGCAAGGCCAGUUUCCCCCAUUUGAAUAUUCAGGACUCAAGAAGAGGCAGUCAGGUGCAGUCAAUACCCAUCAUGCGCUGGGCUCAGCCAGGUCUCACCACACCCACCACCUCACCAGAGGAUUUAAAGGCCCCACCUCCCACCGUCAGACUCGGGCACUUCCGGAUGAAAACAGUGACUCGGGUGAUAAAGACUCUGACACUGAACUGAAAGACAAACAGAGUCUGUCAGAAAGGAACAGUGACAGGAGGAAGAAGAUGAGGAAGGAUGAAGGUCAGGAGGAGGAAGAGGAGGAGCAGGAGAAGGCGUUGCCUGAGAGACAAGGUUCUACCUCCUCCAUGAAAGAGACGCUGAAAGAAAAAAACAGCAUGAAAGGCAGAGUGUUGGCCGUUGUUGGACCUUCAUCCUCAGAGGAAGAGGAGUCGACUGAUUCUAGUUCAGACUCUGAUUAUUAUGGGAUGUUCUCCAAUGCUGCCCGUUUGGAGAUCUCUCUGUCUGAUUUGCAGAAGAUCACUGAAAACGCCAUGCAGGAGUCUAAGACGACACCUUCCAACAUUUUCAGUGAAGGGUGCAGGCUAAAGGAAGGCACCACACCAGAGGAGAUCUUGGCUGCCAUUUUAGAGGAGGACGGCAGCGACGACCAGCAGAGAAAGAGCAAGAGGAGAAAAGGGCGGAGCCACAUGGUGAAGGCAUUUCCCGCCUUCCAAGGAACAACAGCACUGGAGGAAACGAUGGAAAAACAAUCAGAGGGGACCAAAAAGGAAAACACAAGACCAGGGGAGGUGAUGUCCAAAAGCAUGGAGGAGGAGGAGGCGCAUGAGGAGGGGGUGACGACCAAUCAAACUUUAAAAUCUUCUACAAAAGCUUCAUCUUCAUCAUUUAAGUUUUCUGUUGAAGAAGGUGAUGACAUUGAUGAUGUCAAAGCUUCUCAUACUGACUCAUCCUCCGUUGACGAGAGGGAAGAGGAGCCUCCCCAGGCAAUGGUGGAGGCGGAGCCUUCCCAUCAGGCAAUGGAGGAGGCAGAGCCUUCCCGUCAGGUGGUGGUGGUGGAGGCGGAGUUACAGUGCAGAGCUAAUUUGAGGAGGUUGGCAGCUGUUCAACAGAGACAGAAAGAGGUUGAAGAAAACCGGAGGCUGAUCCAAGGAGCACUGUCCAGCCUGGAUCGACCACCAGCAGCGGCAUCAGGUAGACACAUCGUCUUCAACUCUGAUGAUGAUGAAGAAGAUGAUGAAGACUGCACCUCUGAUGUGGCUCCAUUAGAGUUUAAGGAUGAUGAAUCCAAAAAGAAGGUGAAGACGUCGACUCCUCAGCUCUUUGAGAACAAUGAGAAUGAAGAGGAGGAUGAAGACCAGGACAUCAGCAGGUUUGACAUCAGGCCUCAGUUUGAAGGUCGAGGAGGACGGAAGCUGCUGGAGCUUCAGUCUCGCUUUGGGACAGACGAGCGUUUCCAGAUGGACUCUCGCUUUGUGGAGGAGGAUGAAGCUGAAGCGGCAGAGUCAGACUGUAAUUUAUGUGUCUGUGCUGAUGCAGAGCAGAAGACAGUGCUGACAGAGGAAAACCAGGCUCUGGACAAGGAAAAGAAGAAGAGCCUCUCCAUCCUGAAUGAGGUUCUCAUCAAUAGCCAAACCUACAGCAAGACAAGCAUCAAGAGUAGCACCUUCAGGGAUGUAUCAGCGCUGCACUACGACCCCAGCAGAACAGAACAUACUGCAUUUGAGACCAGAACUGACCUGUCCAACAAAGACAGUAAAUCCAUGAGGAGGAAGAGGAGGGAAGAAGCUCACAAACUUCCACAAGUUUCUAAUGAGAUUUUCUACAACGUGUCAGUCAAUCUGAAGUCGCUGUUCAACACAACAAAGGAAGAUGGAGGAGAAGGAGAAGCAACGAGUUGGGACCAGGAGGAGGAAGACCAGCCUCCGCCAUCAUCUGUAGUUUUAGACCAGAACCAGGAUGAGUCUGGAUUCAAGUUCUGCUUCUUUGGAAAUGAUACAGAGAUGCAGAGUAAAGAGACCGAAAAGUACAAAGUGGAGAUCAUCCAAGCCCCAAAGACAUCCUGGCUACAAGAGCUGUGUUACCAUGACAGCAGCUCAGAAGAGGAGGAGGAGGAGGAGGAUGAAGAGCAGAUACCCACAGCAGUGAAAACCAUAGAUAACAAGGCUCCGUUGAACAAAAACCUUUUCUUCUUCUUCUCUGAAGAUGACAGACUGUCAGAAGGUCCAAGUUUGUUCUUUUGUCCAUAUUCGCUGGACGAGUCGAGGGAAAACUGGGAGGAGACGAGGACUGAACUGAGACAAGAGUAUCGCAAGAAGCACAAAGAUGCUCGCAGGAAGCUGAAGUCGUCCCAGAAGAACUGAAGCAAUGAAACAUCCUGAGCUCAGCCUCAGUAUCAAUGAAAAAAAUCAUGAACUGAUAAUAAUAAUGAACCCUAACCCAGUGAAAUGAAACUGUUAUUUGGAUAGUUGGCCAUGUUCUAUGGACUUUCCAUUUAAAGGUUCUGUAUAGUGAGUCAUAAGAGUAUGAUGAAAUGAAUGUUUAUAUUCAGCAAAACUUUAUUUUUUUUCCCCAAAGGUUUGAUAAACUUCUGUUUAACUUCUGUUUUACAGUAAGUGCAAUUCUGCAACUGAUUUUUGUUCAUGGAUAGUUUUUUUUUUUGGGGGGGGGUCAGAUUAUAUUAAAUAAUAAAACAAAUGUAAUUACUCUGAUUUUCCAAACCUUAAUGUGAUGAAUUAAAUGGACGCUUCUCUGGG